Molecule: messenger RNA, 2236 nt
Organism: Anoplophora glabripennis (Asian longhorned beetle)
Lineage: Eukaryota; Metazoa; Arthropoda; Insecta; Coleoptera; Cerambycidae
Gene: CPT2
Product: carnitine O-palmitoyltransferase 2, mitochondrial
Exons: 5
Coding region: 193-2166 (657 amino acids)
Biological process (GO): fatty acid beta-oxidation
Cellular component (GO): mitochondrion
Molecular function (GO): carnitine O-palmitoyltransferase activity
Source: RefSeq, a predicted model, not a curated record
UGGUGGGAGGAAAUUGUUUAUGUAGUAAUAGUUAGUUAUAAUCCUGUCUUUAAUUUAGUUUUUAGUUGAAUGUAAAGUUAGUAUUACUUAACAAUUUAGUUAAUUAUUCAUAACACGGUGGUCUAAUAUAUUUGUAGAAACUAUUAGUGUAAAAAAAAUUGCAAGUAUAUAUAACCUAUUUUUUUAAGAAACAUGACUAUUCUACGACAAAAGGUUGAUGUGCUCACGCAACAGUAUCCUCCUCAAGUAAUGUACAAGCUGUUGAAGAAAAAUCUCAUUUCCAAAGAAUACGCUGACUACCAGUUUAUGCAGAAAAGUAAAAUACCAACCAUGCAUUUUCAGCAGUCUUUACCUCGAUUACCAAUUCCGAAACUAGAUCUAACUUGUGAAAGAUACUUAGCUGCUCAGCGCCCUUUGUUGAUCGACGAGGCUUAUCGUAAAACAGAAUAUAAUGUCAACCAAUUCAAAAGUGGGCCUGGAAAACAACUACAAGAUUUACUGAAAAAUUAUGACAGACAAAACAAACACACUAGUUACAUUUCAGAAUUUUGGUUUGAUACUUACUUAAGAGAUCGUAAACCUAUUCCAAUAAAUUAUAAUCCUAUGCUAGUCAUACAUAAAGAUGAAAGACCUGAGUAUAAUGACCAAUUAAUUCGAACAACAAAUCUUGUUAUAAGUUCGCUUCGUUUUUACAAAUCUUUAAAAACUGGAUUGUUAGAGCCAGAAGUUUUUCAUUUAAAUCCAAAAAAAAGUAAUACAGAAACUUUCAGAACUUUAUGUAGUACCUUGCCACCUUCUAUGUCAUGGUAUAGUGCUUAUUUAUUCAAGGCUUACCCCUUAGACAUGAGUCAAUAUCCAAACUUGUUCAACUCGACAAGAAUUCCUGAGAUUGAUAAAGAUAGACUGUUUAGUAAUCCUCAAGGUAAACACAUUACAGUGCAGUACAAAGGACAUAUUUAUGCCUUUCGUGUUGUUUCCGAUGAGAAUGAUAUAAUACCUGCUGAGCAGAUCUUAGCACGAUUGAAAUAUAUCUUAGAAGAUGAGAGCCCUAAAAACGAAUUCCCUAUUGGUAUCUUAACCACUAUGGAAAGAAAUAAAUGGGCUACACUGCGACAUGAACUAGGUGAAAAUGGAAAUAGUCAAACUUUGAAAUUGAUUGAUUCUGCACUAUUCAAUGUCUGUUUAGAUAUUGAAAUUUUAGGAGAUGAUCCUUAUGCAAUUUCAAGAAAUUUUUUGCAUGGUGAUGGAGAGAACAGAUGGUUCGAUAAGUCAUUUUCCUUGCAAGUAUCAAAAGAUGGUCAUGCAGCUGUCAAUUUCGAACAUGCUUGGGGUGAUGGAGUAGCAGUAUUACGUUAUGUUCAAGAUAUAUAUAAGGAUUCUAGAGAAAACCCUUUUAUUCAUCCCGAUUCAAAACCUUAUGAUGAGGCUAUUAAUAAUGUUAUUCGUUUAGACUUGCAUUUAAGUGACAAGAUAAAGGGCAGUAUAGUGCAAGCUAAGGAAGAGUACAAAAAGAUGUGUAAAAGCUUAGAAAUCGAUUAUUUGAUUUUUGAUAGAAUUGGGAAAAAUGUUUGUAAAAAACAAGCUGUCAGCCCUGAUUCCGUCAUGCAACUUGGUUUCCAGGUUGGUUAUUACAAGAUGACAGGAAAAUUUGUUCCAACAUAUGAGUCUUGCAGUACAGCUGCUUUCAAACAUGGUAGAACUGAAACUGUUCGUUCUUGCACUACAGCAACGAAGGCCUUUACUCUUGCCAUAACUUCGAAAAAUAAGCCUUCCGACACUGAACUAAAAAAUAUGAUUUCGGAUUGUUCAAGAGUGCAUAAUCAGCUUACUAGAGAAGCUGCUAUGGGGCAAGGUUUUGAUAGACAUCUUUUUGCAUUGAAAAAGUUUGCGGAUAAAACAAAUAUGGUGUGCAAUAUUUUUGAUGAUCCAGAUUAUGCUUUUUUGAAUAACAUCAUUCUAUCCACGAGCACUUUGAACUCACCUGCUAUUUAUGCAGGAGGAUUUGGACCUGUUGUUAAAGAUGGACUUGGAGUUGCGUAUAUAAUAAAAGAUGAUCAAUUGGGUGUUCUAGUAACUUGUUACCCUCCAUAUCAGAGUGGAUCUGAUUUUAUCGAUUCAUUACGAGGUACAUUUGAUGAAUUGGUAAAUCUUCUUCAAAAAGAUUAAUAAUAGCAACAACAAAGUAUUAAAUGUUUUAAUGAAUGCCAAAAGUGUGAUUAAAAACAUUUUAGUUUGA